AUGGAAGAUGGGUUAACAGAGAUCUCGGGUUUGGUCUCUUAUGGUGGGAGCAAAGAAGAAGAAGAAGGAACUGUAGGGGACGAACAGGAGAGAGAAGAAAGUGAAGAAAAAGAGGAGCAGGCCGAGAAUUCAGGUGGAGGAGGGGUAAUUAGUAAUUUCAUAUCUGCCUUGGUUACUAAAGUAGACGGUGAAGAUGAAGGAGAAGAGAAAGAUGGUGGCCUGAUAAACCAGUUGCUGUCUAACUUGGUUUCGCCUUCGAGUCCCAAGGUUGCCAAGGACGAUGAUGUCUGUAACCGAGGAGAGGAAGAAAAGGGCGGUGGGGUUUUUAGUAAUUUGAUGUUUUCCGGUCAAAGUGAAGGCGGCGGAGAGAGUGGUGGAGAUGGGAGAGUGGUGGCGGGUGGCGGUGGUGGUGGAGGUUUGAUUGAUAAUAUUGUUUCUCACCUGCCUGCACCUCUAGCUGAUGCGGAAGCACCGGCCACCGACGAGGCUUCUAUUUUGAUUCACUCUAUUGUUCACGACUAG
Molecule: messenger RNA, 522 nt
Organism: Striga hermonthica
Lineage: Eukaryota; Viridiplantae; Streptophyta; Magnoliopsida; Lamiales; Orobanchaceae
Source: the annotation of a GenBank genome assembly